AAGCUGAUGCAAAUACUUAAAACUGUGUAUUCAAACAAGGUUGAUCAUAUGUUAAACCAAGCUGAUGUAAAUUCUUAAACCUGUGUAUUUAAAGAACAUUGAUCAUUCGGAAGUUAGAUGUAGACUUUAACUCAAUGUUUUCAGAUAAAGAUACAAUCUUUGUAGGGUGAACCUUUACAAAUAACUUAGCAAAUAUCGGAGAUGAUAAUUAUACAUAAAAAGGAAUAAGUUUUAUAUCAUUACAGAAGUAAAACUUGAGAACUGUGAUUUAAAGUGUUGCUUUAUUAUAAUGUUUAAAAUGACUCUGAAACGAAAUUGGGGCAGCUUUAUUGGUGAAUAGAUCAGUUCAGAUAACACAUUGAAUAAAAUAUCUACAAAAUGGCUACUGGUAAACAAAUAGAUACGGAUAUUCUUUCCGAUGAAAUAUUUGAUGUGUUAUGUUCAAUGUGUAAAAAUAAAGGGAAAAAUACUGAAGGUGAAAAAUACUGUGUAGACUGUAAGGAUUAUUUCUGUAUAACUUGUGUUCAAGUACAUGGUCAAGUGCCCCUGUGUGCUGGUCACAAGGUGCUGGAUAAAUCACAGGUCAAGUCAGGAACCGGAAAAGGUCUACCGAGGGCACCAGCUGAGAGAUGUGACAGACACAGUCAUAAACACAUUGAUAUGUACUGUCAGAACCAUGAUAAUGUUGGCUGUUCUACAUGUAUGGCAGUUGAUCAUAGAUUAUGCAAGGACACAUUCUACAUACCAGAAUUUAUCCAAAACAGUUCUUGCCAAGUUGCAUCCAGAGAAAUUCAAACAAGACUCAAGGAAAUAGCCAAGACCCUUGCUAAACAAGCUGAUAGAUUUAAACAGGAUAAACAAAGGCUGCUGAAGAGGAAAGCAGAAAUACUGGUUAAUAUAAGAAAAUUCCGACAAGAAAUCAAUGAUCAUCUUGACAAACUGGAGAAAACUUCUAUAGAUGAGAUAGAAGAUAAAGUCAAAUGUCUUGAAGACAAGAUUGAAGCAGGUUUCAAACAACUACAAGCAAACAAGUCCAGGAUUACAUCAGCUAAUGAUAAGUUAACAUCUACAAACACAAAUAAAGCUGAAGUGUUUGUUCAUGUUAAGAUGGCAGAGGAUGCUACACAUGUCGCCAACAUGUAUAUUGAAGAUGCAAAAAUUAAAAAUACAGUAGAAGACAUAGAUUUUCAACCUGAUAGAACAAUUCUUACACAGCUAGAACAAAUGAAGGCCCUAGGCAUACUAUCAGAAAAACCUACAAAGGCUUCUAUUAAUUUAUUUCAGAUUAAAGGACAUCAAUUAUAUAAUGUAAAAGUUAAGUCUGAUAAAAAUAAUUGUCAUAUUACCAGUGCCUGCUGUAUGGAAGAUGGUACAAUAAUUCUUGCUGAUAACAUCAACAUCAAACUUAAACGUUUACACAGUUAUAACUAUACUGUCACAGACUACUGUGAUCUACCUGGAAAACCAUGGCAAGUGUGUAUGAUCAAUAACACACAAGUUGCAGUAACUGUUCCAUAUCAGAAUGAAGUUAAUUUCAUUUCUCUUAGUGGUAAAAUGAAAACAUCAAACAAGAUUAAAACUGAUUUUAAAUGUUUUGGUCUUGCAUAUGCAAACAAUAAUUUAUAUAUUUCAGAUGGUGACACAUCAGUAUAUAUGUAUACAUUGUCUGGUAGGAAGCUUAAUCAGAUCAGUAAAGAUCAAUCAGGACACAAGCUGUUCUCUGACAUAUACAGUCUAGCUGUCAGUCAGGAUGCUACAAGGAUUUAUGUUGCUGACUAUGAUAAUGGACUGAUAGUACUGGACAACAAUGGUCAGGUUAUUACAUCAUUUAAUGAUGAACAAUUAAAGAGGGCUACAUGUUGUUAUCUCACAGAAGCAGCUAGUGUGCUUGUAUCUGGAUAUGGAUCCAAUAAUGUUUUACAGUUUACAUGUGAUGGUGAGCUGAUAGGAGAGGUUAUAAAAGCUGAUAGUAGAAAAGCGAAUAUUAGAUCAGUCGGUUGUAAUCAACAAAUGACUAAGAUGUGUAUAAGCAGAUAUGGAGAUGAUAACAUUGAAGUGUAUGAUAUCUAAUCUUUUAAGUAAAUAUAUGAACCACUAUCAAUAAAAAUAUUAUUUAAAGAAUAUCCUGGUUCAUAUAUAAAAUUCAAUAUUUAAACAGAAAAUGUAAAAGAAAAACAUAGUCACUUAAAUAACUUGAUUGUGACAAGUACAUGACGUUUGUAUAUACAUGUUCAAUAUGUCAUGACACUGCUUAAGUUUAAUUCAUUGUGAAUAUACAUGAAUUGUGUUGUAGAAAUUUAUUUGAUUUAUCAUAUACUUGUAUUCUUGCAUCAUGAUUUAUAUCAAAAUUUAUAUAUUCUUAAAACUGUAUGUUGUGUGACUUAGAUGGUGUUUAUGAGUGAAAUAAAUGUAGAAUUUAAACAUAUUUUUCAUCUAUAUUGGAAUUGUUUCAUUUCUAUGACUUCAAAAGUUGCGUAAUUUUAUGUGCUUUCCUCCUUUUAAAGUAAAUAAAACUCAAAGGCCCAGUACACCAAAAAACAAAUGUUAUUUUUCAAAAAAGGUUUACCCAUUCACUCAGUUAUGAAAAGAAAAAUUGCCUAAAAAAUCUAAACACAGUUAUAUCACUUCACAGAGUUAUGACCUUUUGUUAUUGGAAAAAUAUAAGUUGGCAAGUCAUUCCUAUGACUUAUGAUGAAGUUGAAAAAUAUUCAACUUACCAAUAAAACUUUAUCAAAUAUAUUUAUGAAUACAUGUAAAUGCAAAACCUUGGCCUUGAAAACUCCAUACAAACUUUAAGGACCACCAUAGGUAUGCUCUUUUAAGACAUUGGUGAAAAAUACAAAGGCUGUAUACCAAAAUUGUAAAAAAAUCUAUUGCUAGCACAAGUGACCUUGACCUUGUGACUCCCAACACUGGACCAUCCAAGGUAUGUUCCAUCCAAAUAUGAAAAACAUCAGUCUAUAAAUAAAGGCUGUAUAAGCAAAUAUGUAGAAAUCUAUUUUUGGCAUCCUUGAUCUUGACCCACUGACCCCUAACUCAAUCCAAAGGCAGAAGUCUAUACAAGAUAUAUUCCUACCAAAUAUGGAAAACAUUUGUCCAUAAAUACAGGAUGUAUGGCAAAAGUGUAAACACUUAUUUUAGUGACCUUGAUCAAACUGACCCAUAACACAAUCCAGAGGAAGUAUGAACAAGAACUGUCGGAGGACAGUAACGCUCAACUAUUCUAAAAGUUGUCACAAGGGUGUU
Messenger RNA from Ruditapes philippinarum (Manila clam), 3246 nucleotides. RefSeq lists its product as uncharacterized. The transcript is spliced from 2 exons. Bases 379 to 2070 code for a protein of 563 amino acids. NCBI's taxonomy places the organism in Eukaryota, Metazoa, Mollusca, Bivalvia, Venerida, Veneridae. The record is from RefSeq and is a predicted model, not a curated record. Gene Ontology annotation, molecular function: zinc ion binding.